GCUCCAGAUGGCGUCUUCUGUGGGCAACGUGGCCGACAGCACAGAACCAACGAAACGUAUGCUUUCCUUCCAAGGGUUAGCUGAGUUGGUACAUCGAGAGUAUCAGGCAGGAGAUUUUGAGGCAGCUGAGAGACACUGCAUGCAGCUGUGGAGACAAGAGCCAGACAAUACUGGAGUACUUUUAUUACUUUCAUCUCUACACUUCCAGUGUCGAAGGCUGGACAGAUCUGCCCACUUUAGUACUCUGGCAAUUAAACAGAACCCUCUUCUGGCAGAAGCCUAUUCGAAUUUGGGGAAUGUGUACAAGGAAAGAGGGCAGUUGCAGGAGGCAAUUGAGCAUUACCGGCAUGCAUUGCAUCUCAAACCAGAUUUCAUCGAUGGUUAUAUUAACCUGGCAGCCGCUUUGGUAGCAGCAGGCGACAUGGAAGGGGCAGUACAAGCUUACGUCUCUGCUCUUCAGUGCAAUCCUGAUUUGUACUGUGUUCGCAGUGACCUGGGGAACCUGCUCAAAGCCCUGGGUCGCUUGGAAGGAGCCAAGGCAUGUUAUUUGAAAGCAAUGGAGACGCAACCGAACUUUGCAGUAGCUUGGAGUAAUCUUGGCUGUGUUUUCAAUGCACAAGGGGAGAUUUGGCUUGCCAUUCAUCACUUUGAAAAGGCUGUCACGCUUGACCCCAAUUUUCUGGAUGCUUAUAUCAAUUUAGGAAAUGUCUUGAAAGAGGCACGGAUUUUUGACAGAGCUGUGGCAGCUUACCUUUGUGCCCUAAGCUUGAGCCCAAAUCAUGCAGUGGUACAUGCCAACCUGGCUUGUGUAUACUAUGAGCAAGGCCUGAUGGAUCUGGCAGUAGACACCUACAGGCGAGCUAUUGAAUUGCAACCACAUUUCCCUGAUGCUUACUGCAACCUAGCCAACGCUCUGGAAGAGAAGGGCAGUGUUGCCGAAGCAGAAGAGUGUUAUAAUACAGCUCUGCGGCUGUGUCCCACCCAUGCAGACUCUCUGAAUAACCUAGCCAAUAUCAAAGGAGACCAGGGAAACUUUGAAGAGGCAGUUCGCUUGUAUUGUAAAGCAUUAGAAGUCUUCCCAGAGUUUGCUGUUGCCCAUUCAAAUUUAGCAAGUGUAUUGCAGCAGCAGGGAAAACUGCAGGAAGCUCUGAUGCAUUAUAAGGAGGCUGUUCGAAUCAGUCCUACCUUUGCUGAUGCCUACUGUAACAUGGGAGACACUCUAAAGGAGAUGCAGGAUGUUCAGGGAGCCUUGCAGUGUUAUACUCGUGCCAUUCAGAUUAACCCUGCACUUGCGGAUGCCCACAGCAAUCUGGCUUCCAUUCACAAGUAUUCAGGGAAUAUUCCAGAAGCAAUUGCUUCUUAUCGCACUGCUCUGAAGCUUGAACCUGAUUUUCCUGACGCUUAUUGUGAUUUGGCUCAUUGCCUGCAGAUUGUCUGUGAUUGGACAGACUAUGAUGAGCGAAUGAAGAAGUUGGUCAGCAUUGUGGCUGACCAGCUGGAGAAGAAUAGGUUGCCUUCUGUGCAGCCUCAUCAUAGUAUGCUCUAUCCUCUUUCUCAUGGCUUCAGGAAGGCUAUUGCUGAGAGCCAUGGGAACCUCUGCUUGGAUGAGAUCAGUGUCCUUCAUAAACCACCGUACGAACAUCCAAAAGACUUGAAGCUCAGUGAUGGUCGACUGCGUGUAGGAUACGUGAGUUCUGACUUUGGGAAUCAUCCUACUUCUCAUCUUAUGCAGUCUAUUCCAGGCAUGCACAAUCCUGAUAAAUUUGAGGUAUUCUGUUAUGCCCUGAGCCCAGAUGAUGGCACAAACUUCCGAGCGAAGGUGAUGGCAGAAGCCCAUCAUUUCAUUGAUCUUUCUCAGAUUCCAUGCAAUGGGAAAGCAGCUGAUCGCAUCCAUCAAGAUGGUAUACACAUCCUUGUAAAUAUGAAUGGUUAUACCAGGGGUGCUCGAAAUGAACUCUUUGCUCUCAGGCCAGCUCCUAUUCAGGCAAUGUGGCUGGGCUACCCUGGGACCAGUGGCGUGCUUUUCAUGGAUUAUAUCAUCACUGAUCAGGAAACUUCACCUGCUGAAGUUGCUGAGCAGUAUUCUGAGAAACUGGCUUAUAUGCCCCAUACUUUCUUUAUUGGUGAUCAUGCUAAUAUGUUCCCUCACCUGAAGAAGAAGGCAGUCAUCGAUUUUAAGUCCAAUGGGCACAUUUAUGACAAUCGGGUUGUGCUGAAUGGCAUCGACCUCAAAGCAUUUCUUGAUAGUCUCCCAGAUGUGCAGAUUGUCAAGAUGAAAUGUCCUGAUGGAGGAGACAACGCAGACAGCAGUAAUACGGCUCUUAAUAUGCCUGUCAUUCCUAUGAAUACUAUUGCAGAGGCAGUUAUUGAAAUGAUUAACAGAGGACAAAUUCAGAUAACAAUUAAUGGAUUCAGUCUUAGCAAUGGACUGGCAACUACCCAGAUCAACAUUAAGGCUGCCACUGGAGAGGAGGUUCCCCGUACCAUUAUUGUAACCACACGUUCUCAGUACGGGUUACCGGAAGAUGCCAUUGUGUACUGUAACUUCAAUCAGUUAUAUAAAAUUGACCCAUCUACUUUGCAGAUGUGGGCAAAUAUUCUGAAGCGUGUUCCCAAUAGUGUGCUGUGGCUGUUGCGUUUUCCAGCAGUAGGAGAACCUAAUAUUCAACAGUAUGCACAAAAUAUGGGCCUUCUCCAGAAGCGUAUCAUUUUUUCACCUGUUGCUCCUAAAGAGGAACAUGUUCGGAGAGGCCAGCUGGCUGAUGUCUGCUUGGACACUCCACUCUGUAAUGGACACACCACAGGGAUGGAUGUCCUUUGGUCAGGGACACCCGUGGUGACUAUGCCAGGAGAGACUCUUGCUUCCCGAGUUGCAGCUUCCCAGCUCACUUGUUUAGGCUGUCUUGAGCUUAUUGCUCAAAAUAGACAAGAAUAUGAAGACAUAGCUGUGAAACUGGGAACUGAUCUAGAAUACCUGAAGAAAAUUCGUGGCAAAGUCUGGAAGCAGAGAACAUCUAGCCCUCUGUUCAACACCAAACAAUACACAAUGGACCUAGAGCGGCUCUAUCUACAGAUGUGGGAGCAUUACGCAGCUGGCAACAAACCUGAUCACAUGAUUAAGCCUGUUGAAGUCACUGAGUCGGCCUAAAUAAUGACUGUGUGCACAGGAGAAUUACCCUGUACCUGAGCCUCAACCUUCUGGGGGAAAGGGAACUACUUUUUCCUUAUCUGUACAAUACCAUGCUGCAGAUGGGUGACAGACAAUGAUAAGAAAUAGCACAGCCAGACUUGCUUCCUGCAUGAUCAUGAUCAUGAUAGGGAGAGACACAAGAGAUGGGAAACUGCUGUUCCACAAGGAGUCUCCAUAGAAUUUUGCAGCAGCCAGGUGUCUGGAAGGUCUGGAAGGUAAGUCUGGAAGGUCUGAUCUCCCUUGGUCUUCCAUGGGAUGGAUGGUUAGUGUGGAAGGGAGAUAGAGAUUGCCCAGCCGUUUUGUGAUUAUCAUGGAUUGAUUGAGUCUUCUGAAUUAAUAUUUUUCUUUAUAUUUUGGGUAUUGGAGCUUUUAAAAAUGUUUGGUUUCAGGUAUUUUUAUUCAUGUGAAGUGUGUACGAUUCUCUUGAGAUAAGCUUUUAAGCUAAAAUAUUCCUUGUUUUAGUUUCUGAACUCGACAGAUAAAUGGGGACUUUGCUGGUAUAGUCUUUUUAUAGGUUUUGU
This is a messenger RNA of Orcinus orca (killer whale), 3711 nucleotides long. Its product is annotated as UDP-N-acetylglucosamine--peptide N-acetylglucosaminyltransferase 110 kDa subunit-like. Bases 8 to 3148 code for a protein of 1046 amino acids. Gene Ontology annotation, biological process: protein O-linked glycosylation. The record is from RefSeq and is a predicted model, not a curated record. Lineage: Eukaryota; Metazoa; Chordata; Mammalia; Artiodactyla; Delphinidae. The transcript has a single exon. Gene Ontology annotation, molecular function: protein binding; protein N-acetylglucosaminyltransferase activity.